Molecule: messenger RNA, 1248 nt
Organism: Adineta steineri
Lineage: Eukaryota; Metazoa; Rotifera; Eurotatoria; Adinetida; Adinetidae
Source: the annotation of a GenBank genome assembly
AUGGGCAAUCAAUCAUCACAAAGUGAGACAAAAUCACAUUCCAAAGAAUCAGAAAUAACUUCUGAACAAAAAUCUGCAAUAAUCGAACAAAUAAUACAAUUAUUAUCUCCUCUAUGUACUGAUGAUCAAUUUCCUCUUUGUAUAUUUCAUCAAAGAACAGAUAAAACAUCUCAUUAUCGAAUUAUCGAAAUCUUAUCGUCUAUAAGACAAUCCGAUGAAUUUCCUAAUAUUUUAAUUAAACUUUAUUGGAAUGAUCGUACAAGUAUUUCAAGAGAUGAUGUAACUAAGCUUUUUCGUGAUUGUUGUAUGUUUGAUUUAAAACAAGCCAUGGCAAAUAAUAUUAAUCAAUUUCAAACAAAUAUGCUUGAUAAUGACUGUUUUUUAGCUUUAACAAAUAGUAUCGGAACAAUUAAAAAUUUAGAAAUUACACCUGAAGAAUUUUCUAAUUGGAUGCGUGUACAAUUUCCAACAUUAUUUUAUGGUUUUGAAAUGUGGCUUCGUAAGAAUUCCGUGUUGAAUAAAACUAAUAAUACAAAUCAAGAAAUUUCAGCAUCGAAUAAUUCAAUUAUAACAAUGAAUAAUGUUCUUAAUCCAACUUGGAUUUGGUUAUUAACAUAUCAUCUUCCUAAUUUAUAUCUCUCAGCUGAUAAUACUUGCACAAAUUUAGUUGAAAAAAUGUCUUCAAUCUUACAUGGUCGAAUGUGGGAUCAUUUAUAUGAUAGUCAUCGAGAUGGUUCAAGUUUAAAUAGAUUUCAACAUCAUAUUUUUGGUUAUAAAGCACCAAUAAUUAUUCUAUUCGAAAUAUCAGAUGGUUAUUUAUUUUGUUUAUGUUGUGAUGAAGAAUUUAGAGAAUCACCAAAACAUUUUGGUGGUAUUCAAUCAUGUCUCUUACAAUUAAAACCUGUAUUUAAAGUUGUUCUCGAGGGUCCAAAUAUUAUUUUUAUGAAUACGAAAUUACGAGGUGUGUCAGCACUUGGUUUAUUUAUUGGUCGUGAUCAUACACAUACAUUCUUGAAUAUUGAUGGUGAUUUUUUUAAUGUAAAACAUAUUAAUGGCGAAGGUCGUUUAGCUGCUAUUGAUGUAUGGGGUGCGGGAGGUACGAAAAGUGCUGACGAACAAAAGGAUAUACGUCAAUGGGAAAAUAAACAAGUUGAAAAAAGUCGAAAGGUAAAAAGAUCAUAUGAAGAAGAAGAAGCUAUUUUAAACAUGGCUGGAAUUGAAACACGUCGUGCACAAGAUCAAUUUUAA